CAUAGUGGAAGCUCCGGUGGAAGUUAAACCCAAGGGCGGCAACGGGAAGAAGGAGAAGAAACAAAGGGGCAAGCAGGAAAAGAAGGAACCACCAUCGCCUCCGGAGGAGAUCGAGCUGCGCGUGUCCAUGCACUGCGACGGCUGUGGCAGGAAGAUCAGAUGCGUCUUGAAGAGCUACGAAGGUACACCAAUUCUACAAUGAGCUUCGACCUUCAACAUCUCCUCUGAAAACGAUCGAUGUUCCAUGGCGGCAGGAGUGGCGGAGGUGGCGGCAGACGGGAGAGCGGUGAAAGGGAAGAAGCCCGCGGCCAGUCCUCUGAAGGUGGUGGAGCAUCUCGAGAGGGAAACCGACAAGAAAGUGCAGCUACCGACUCCUCUACCACCUCCACAACCAGGGAAGAAGAAACCUAAAGCAAAAGAUCAGCUGAAAAAGAAGAAGAAGAAAGAAGGAGAAGACAAGAAAGAAGAGGUUCCUAAGCAAAAUCUUUUUCGCAAGCGGGCACAAAGGCUAGCUAUGAAAAGCUCUGUGUAUGCACAAACAGGUGUGGAGUCAGCGGAGGCGGACUGGGAGGCCUCCAAGGUGACGGUGAAGGGCGUCUUCACGGCCGAGAAGCUGGCGGGGUACGUGUACGAGAAGACGACGAAGUACGUGGUGGUGACGAGGGACGAGCCUGCAGCGGCGCCGGAGAAGGUUGAGGAAGAAACGAGCAGCGGAGGAGGCGAGGAAGAGGAGGACGAAAGUGGCGGCGCAGCUGAUUUGUCAGGAGCUCAAGAGCAGGAGGAGGACGCCAUUGAUGAAGGCGAGGACGCUGAAGACGAGAUGAUCGAUAAAAGUAGUGGAAAGGGCAAAGAGGCGAUCGGGAUGCAACCGACGACGAAGGUUGCGGAAGAAGAAGAACCGACAUGGAACCAGCGUUGCCAACCGUGUUCAGCGUAUGACACGAGGUUUCCGCCCAACGUCUGUCCUCUGUGUGGGAGAGGGUCGUUUUAUUAUCCUGUUCAAAAUCAAGAGUAUCCCGCUGCUGUGUUUCCACAUCUCUUCAGCGAUGAAAAUCCCAAUGCCUGCUCUUUGAUGUAA
Zingiber officinale is the source of this 1078-nucleotide messenger RNA. Its product is annotated as heavy metal-associated isoprenylated plant protein 7-like. The coding region runs from base 245 to 1078 and encodes 277 amino acids. The record is from RefSeq and is a predicted model, not a curated record. NCBI's taxonomy places the organism in Eukaryota, Viridiplantae, Streptophyta, Magnoliopsida, Zingiberales, Zingiberaceae. Gene Ontology annotation, molecular function: metal ion binding. The transcript has 2 exons.